CAGACGAGGUUCAACAUGUUCCUUGUUCGUGGUUCAUUGAGUUACAUGAUAAGGAGGAUAGCCAAUGUUGGUUUCCAUUUACAAAAAUGGAAAAGGCCAUAAAACACUUAUCAAGUAUUCAAAUCAAAAAAAUGAUAUUGGAUUGCAUCGAGCCAAAUGAUAAUGAUGGCAUUUUUUAUGAUGCUAAAAAAGUUGCGGGACCUUUUAAUAAUGAAUUACAAGCUCGUCGAGUUGCUAAGGCAUGGUCUUGUACUGAAGGCAGUACUGAUGAAAGUGAAAAUCCUGAUGAAAAUGAUCAAUAUAAGUCAAAACCCAGGAAAAGAUGUUCUACAAAAAGGUACUCCCCAGAACCUAACAAAAAAGUAAAAAGAACAUUAAUUCUGCCUUUGCCAAAAGUACCGUCAAAUUCAUCUUUGAUAAAACCUGUUUCUGCUUCAUCACCAUUAACUAAACAACUAAUAACAUCAGAAUCAACAUCUAGUUUCAAUGAUCUGCCCUUGUCAAAUGUACAUUCUACUUCAGCUUUAAUGAAACCUAUCUGUGCUUCAUCGCCGACAAUCAAUAAUCAUCUCUUAACAUCGGGUUCAAAAUCUAGUGAAAAUGGUACACUUGAUCAAGAGUUUGGUACAUUAAUGACUACAUCUCAAAAUAAUAUACACCAAGAAAAUGGCAUAUUUGAUUUUUUGACAACAGCUGAUACUUCUGAUUUUAUUUUGGACCCUGAAACAUCAAAUUAUGGCAGCCGAGAAACCAUCAAUGAACCUACUGCAGAAGAAGCAAUAAAUGUUUCAAAUAAUAAUGAAUUGUUAACUACCAGUAUGAGUGUUUCUCAUGACUUAAGUUUCUCUUCAAAAAUUGAUAUCCUUAAAGAUGAGAUAUUGAAAUUAAAAGAACAGGGGAAAAAGAAAGAUGAAAAAAUUAUGAGCCAAAUAUUGUUAAUGAAUGGAUCACUUGCCAGGAUUUCCUCGGCUGUUCAAAAUAAUUCUAAACUACUAGAAUCUAUUUUGUCUGUCGAUCGACGUGUUCGUGCUCUUGCUAUGCCUUUCCCAAAGUUGCCAUCUCCAUUCAUGGGACUUCUUCCCAUUAAAAGUGUUGACGAUCUACAGACCUUUGAAAAUCUAUUAUCCACCGAGAAUGCUGAUUCAAUAAAAUAUAGAGAAGAACUUAAAACUUAUAUAUUGUUGAAAGUGGGAAAAUUGCCUUUAAGUGCAGCUGUGCGAGGAGCUGUUGAUGUGUGUUUCGAAUCCAGUACUUUAAGUAUGUGCAGUUACAAGGGAAAAACAAAAAAGAAAUUUACAGACUUACAUUUAUUUAGUAUAAUUUAUGAAGCUCUAUCAGGGUUUAUUCAAACCCCUAGUGAUGAAGCAAUAUUUCAUAAGGUUGCUGACAACUACAUCCGACAUGCUCCUAAACGCUUGGCUUUGAUGAAAGAGAUUGAUACAAACAUUCCAUGAUACAAAUUAUGUACUUUUAUAUAAACUAAUAUUAAUACCUGUAUAGUGUAUACAUUCCUAUUUAAACCUAUUAUUUCUUUUUAUUGUUAUCACAUAUUCACGUCAAACAAUUUCUGUUUAAGCUUGAAUUA
Molecule: messenger RNA, 1585 nt
Organism: Myzus persicae (green peach aphid)
Lineage: Eukaryota; Metazoa; Arthropoda; Insecta; Hemiptera; Aphididae
Exons: 6
Coding region: 87-1454 (455 amino acids)
Source: RefSeq, a predicted model, not a curated record